Messenger RNA from Macaca mulatta (Rhesus monkey), 1589 nucleotides. The record is from RefSeq and is a predicted model, not a curated record. Lineage: Eukaryota; Metazoa; Chordata; Mammalia; Primates; Cercopithecidae.
CGGGGUAUCCGUGCGUCUCCUGGUGGCUGACGUCACGGCGCGGGCGUCAGCUGACUGUUCUGCUGCCGCCGCCGCUGCUGCUGCAGCUGAGACCCGGCUGGGCUGCUGUCGCUGUCGCCGCCGCCGCCGCUACCAUGGCUCAAUACAAGGGCGCCGCGAGCGAGGCCGGCCGCGCCAUGCACCUGAUGAAGAAGCGGGAGAAGCAGCGCGAGCAGAUGGAGCAGAUGAAGCAGCGCAUCGCGGAGGAAAACAUCAUGAAAUCCAACAUUGACAAGAAGUUCUCUGCGCACUACGACGCGGUAGAGGCAGAGCUCAAGUCCAGCACCGUGGGUCUUGUGACCCUGAAUGACAUGAAGGCCAAGCAGGAGGCUCUGGUGAAGGAGCGGGAGAAGCAGCUGGCCAAGAAGGAGCAGUCCAAGGAGCUGCAGAUGAAGCUGGAGAAGCUUCGAGAGAAGGAGCGUAAGAAGGAAGCCAAGCGGAAGAUCUCCAGCCUGUCCUUCACCCUGGAGGAGGAAGAAGAGGGAGGCGAGGAAGAAGAGGAGGUGGCUAUGUAUGAGGAGGAGAUGGAAAGGGAAGAGAUCACCACGAAGAAGAGAAAACUGGGGAAGAAUCCAGACGUGGACACAAGCUUCUUGCCUGAUCGAGACCGUGAGGAGGAGGAGAAUCGGCUUCGGGAAGAGCUGCGCCAGGAGUGGGAAGCCAAGCAGGAGAAGAUCAAGAGCGAGGAGAUCGAGAUCACCUUCAGCUACUGGGAUGGCUCUGGGCACCGGCGGACAGUCAAGAUGAGAAAGGGCAACACCAUGCAGCAGUUCCUGCAGAAGGCGCUCGAGAUUCUUCGGAAAGACUUCAGUGAGCUGAGGUCCGCAGGGGUGGAGCAGCUCAUGUACAUCAAGGAGGACUUGAUCAUCCCGCAUGUGAGUCCCUUCAUUCCCAGGACCCGCAGUGUGUGCUGCGCCCUGGGCUUUGGCUCAGGCUGGUGGGGGUGGUGUGUGCAGGCGGGGGGUGGGGGGAGGGGCCGAGAUGGGCCAUCAAGGCGCCACUUUCCUGCCCUUGGCUCCCAGCAUCACAGCUUCUACGACUUCAUCGUCACCAAGGCACGGGGGAAGAGUGGGCCACUCUUCAACUUUGAUGUUCAUGACGAUGUGCGGUUGCUCAGUGACGCCACUGUGGAGAAGGAUGAGUCACAUGCAGGCAAGGUGGUGCUGAGGAGCUGGUACGAGAAGAACAAGCACAUCUUCCCUGCCAGCCGCUGGGAACCCUACGACCCUGAAAAGAAGUGGGACAAGUACACGAUCCGCUGAGCGUCUGGGAAGCUGCACAGCCUUGGCUCCUCAGCUCCCUCAGCAUGCCCCGUGGUGUCCCCGGGACUCCAGGCACCUGCUCCCCUGCGACCAUGCCAGGCACGCUGGGAGGAGGAUGGCAGCUUCUCGUGUCCUGCCCCCGGCACGUCAGUGACUGCUUUAUUCUUUUCCAAUAAAGAAGUGCACAUGUCACAGCUGGAGCGCCUGCAGUGUGAGAAACCAUUUGUGUUCGGACCAAAUUCAUUUGUCGUUUUGACCAAUUAAAACUGUACAAUUCGGUGGCAUUUA